Alnus glutinosa is the source of this 2030-nucleotide messenger RNA. RefSeq names its product probable alpha-amylase 2. The transcript has 13 exons. Lineage: Eukaryota; Viridiplantae; Streptophyta; Magnoliopsida; Fagales; Betulaceae. Bases 570 to 1811 code for a protein of 413 amino acids. Gene Ontology annotation, molecular function: alpha-amylase activity; calcium ion binding. Gene Ontology annotation, biological process: carbohydrate metabolic process. The record is from RefSeq and is a predicted model, not a curated record.
GCUUAAUUCUCAAGCUUUGGGUUUGGGCACACAGGUGCCCGCUAGACCACACAGAUCAUCUUACUCCAGCACGAUCGCCACGCGAUCCGUACGGACACGUAAAACCAAAUCAGCGGCACGAGACGCUGGACCGCAAUGAACGCACUGAGACUCCGACACAGCGUAGCACUCUUACAGUUGAAUGUGAACAUUCCCUCCACCGCGGCACCGAGAUGGAACUUUGAGAUCCCCCAAUUCAAAAAGCCGAUUCCCUUUUUCUUUCAUUCCAGUUGUGAAAUUCGGAACCAGCGGCUUUCGUUGCGUUAUCGAAUCAGUUUAUCGCAUAAGUUCAAGAUUCCCUGAUCGCUUUUGUUCUUCUUUAAAAUUUUCAUCUUAUGGAUGGAUAAGCUGCGUGAUUCCAAUUCGGUGGUCUCGGCCGAAUCUCCAACUUUUUCUUUCUAUUUAUUGGCCGAAGGCAGCAAGCACAUAACCCACGCUGCGAUCGCAACCUUUAAGCUUUUGGAUAUCUCUUUGUGCUUUAUACUGUGCAAUCCAGCAUCAACAUUUGGACGACUAUCCCGUGAUUCGUUAUGAGUUACCAGAGCAAUGGUUUUUAUGAAAGUAAUCAACAGAAUGAUCCUGACGUGGUUCUACGCAAUGGAAGAGAAAUUAUUUUGCAGGCUUUUAACUGGGAAUCUCAUAAACAUGAUUGGUGGAGAAAUUUGGAAAGGAAAGUUCCUGAUAUUGCAAAAUCUGGGUUUACUUCUGCAUGGUUGCCACCAGCAACUCAUUCCUUCUCAUCUGAAGGCUACCUUCCACAGAACCUUUAUUCCCUCAAUUCUUCAUAUGGUUCUGAGCACCUGUUGAAAAAUUUACUUCAAAAAAUGAAGCAAUACAAGGUUAGAGCAAUGGCUGACAUAGUAAUCAAUCAUCGUGUUGGAACAUCACAAGGGCAUGGGGGAAUGUAUAACCGUUAUGAUGGAAUUCCUAUAGCAUGGGAUGAACGUGCUGUCACAUCUUGUACUGGUGGAUUGGGUAAUCGAAGUACCGGGGACAACUUCCAUGGGGUUCCAAAUAUUGAUCAUAGCCAAGAAUUUGUUCGAAAAGAUAUUAUUGCAUGGCUCCAGUGGCUACGAAAUAGUGUUGGCUUUCAGGAUUUUCGUUUUGAUUUUGCAAGAGGUUAUUCAGCAAAAUAUGUGAAAGAAUAUAUUGAAGGAGCUAAGCCAAUAUUUUCUGUUGGGGAGUACUGGGAUUCUUGCAAUUACAAUGGUCAUGGCUUGGACUAUAACCAAGAUAGCCAUAGACAGCGGAUGGUCAAUUGGAUUGAUGGCACAGGACAGCUUUCAACUGCAUUUGACUUUACAACAAAGGGAAUUCUUCAGGAAGCUGUUAAGGGACAAUUCUGGCGUUUACGUGAUCCUCAAGGGAAACCACCUGGUGUUAUGGGAUGGUGGCCUUCAAGAGCUGUCACAUUCAUAGAUAACCAUGAUACAGGAUCAACCCAGGCUCAUUGGCCCUUCCCUUCAAAUCACAUUAUGGAGGGCUAUGCAUAUAUACUCACGCAUCCAGGAAUACCAACCGUGUUUUAUGACCACUUUUAUGAUUGGGGCGAUUCCAUUCAUGACCAAAUCGUGAAACUGCUCAACAUUCGAAAGCGUCAGGACAUUCACAGCCGAUCAUCUAUUGGUAUUCUGGAGGCACAGCCAAAUCUCUACUCUGCAAUCAUUGGGGAGAAAGUGUGCAUGAAGAUUGGGGAUGGAUCAUGGUGUCCAACGGGCAGAGAGUGGACACUAGCAACUUGUGGCCACAGAUAUGCAGUAUGGCAGAAGUAAUAUGCUUCAAAAGCUAUUUUAUCCCUUUUCGCUUUGUCUACUUUCGGCUUGGCGCUGGGCUGGGCUUUAGUUUCUCUCUUCAGCCGUAGUCUUAAUAGUGUAUAAAUAAAGCCUCCAAUCUGCACUGGGAACCGUUGUACUGUUUGUAUUUUGAUUUCAUUUAUGCAGCGGAUCCUGUGUAAUAAAGCAGUCAUAUUAUAAUAAAAUUUCGUUUACGGA